AUGGAUAAUGGCUACAGAGUGGAUGACGCUUACCUCCUCCCGCCUGAUGUAAGAGAAGUCCUAAACAGAAAAUACGCAAUAUUUCAACAAAUAACAGGCAAUUUCCCAGUAUCCCUUGGAAAAGAUGUUAGCAAAAAAGACAGAGAAGAGCUCGGAAACGCAAGCAGCACAUUAACUUAUGGUGAAGUCGAGUUUGUUUCAAUUGGGGAAAUUUUUGAAACAAUAAAAGCAAGAUAUGGGGCAAUUCCAUCAGGUGGCGUCUUUUAUGACCUUGGAUCUGGCACUGGCAAAGGAGUUAUAGCUGGAGCAUUGCUUCAUAAUUUUACUGAAUGUGUAGGAAUAGAGAUUCUUGAAGGACUUUAUGAUGUUUCAGUUCAACAAAAACAAGAAUAUGAUAGGAUUUUCCCUGAAGAGGUGAAAAAUAACCCGGAAUUAUUUGAAAAUAAACCAGAAGUGGAAUUUUAUAAAAAUGAUAUGUUUGCACAGGGGUGGGCUGAUGCUUCUCUAAUUUUUGCAAAUUCUACUUGCUUUGAUCUUCCUAUGAUGGAAGCCAUUGCCAAUGCGCCUGUGCAGCCUGGAACUUGGGCUUUAACAUUAACCAAGAAUUUUAAUUCGCCUAAGUGGAGGAUAUUUGAAAGCAUAAGAAAAAAUAUGAGUUGGGGUGAAGCGACAGUUUAUAUUCAUCAAAGAUUACAAUUAGAAUAA
Blepharisma stoltei is the source of this 705-nucleotide messenger RNA. Lineage: Eukaryota; Ciliophora; Heterotrichea; Heterotrichida; Blepharismidae. The record is from the annotation of a GenBank genome assembly.